This is a messenger RNA of Fusarium redolens, 942 nucleotides long. RefSeq lists its product as uncharacterized. NCBI's taxonomy places the organism in Eukaryota, Fungi, Ascomycota, Sordariomycetes, Hypocreales, Nectriaceae. The record is from RefSeq and is a predicted model, not a curated record. The transcript has 2 exons. Bases 1 to 942 code for a protein of 313 amino acids.
AUGGAGCUUGACCCAGCAGAAUGCGCCAACUGUGGGAUCAAGGCAACCAUGCGGUGCGCUAGAUGCCAUAUGGGAGCGCCAGAUUAUCGCUUUGGUGACUCCAUGGCGGUCGUCUACUGUGGUCGAGAGUGUCAAACGAAGCACUGGCCUGACCAUAAAUCUCAUUGCCACGCCAUGAAGAGACGAAGGAAACUACUUCGAGCAGCCAACAUACUUCAAGCAGCAUUUCUGACGUACCGUGAGAUUUUAUACGACAUAGACCUCACAAAAGUCGAAGCCAAAGACGGAACCCUCUGUCUUUAUCAAAAUCAAAGAUCCAUUACUGCUCCAGUCAAGCGAGGGCUCUUUCCGAACCAUCUAACCACGAAUAUCCAGCAUAAGGAAGCAGCUCUCGCUAUUAAUCAAUGUACGACGGCCACGGCGCUAUUGGGUCGUUUGACACAAAAGCUCCUUGCAGGAGUUUCGUCGACUAUCGAGGUAUUGGACAUUCGCAUCGGAAAGCCACUACUUCCACCCAAGUUAAUUCCCGGCCGUGACCUGAAGGACUGUCCUCACACAGUAAUCAAGGUGGAACUACUCUUCACAACGGAAUCAUGGAUCAUCGAUACAACAGGCUGUCAGUAUGGAUUCCGAGAGGUUCUCGUUCCAUUCGACAAGUACAUUGCAGACAAAGUGUGCCAAUUAUUAGGCGACCCUACGACAUACAAUUGGACCGAAACAAAAGACCUGGAUUAUUUCUCCACCCUACCUUCCAUGAACAGAUCGCGAGCGCAAAAGCAAGAUCGAGAGGUGGAACGAAAAGCUCGCUUACACUUUGCCGACUUUGUUGACAGAUGUGUAGACGCAGGUAUACUUGAUGGGUCUACCUCGGAGUUCAAAAAUAACCUUGCUAGUUUCGGGGAUAAGUUGAAGACACAUAUGUUGAGUUUUGCUAAUUAUUAA